This is a messenger RNA of Arabidopsis arenosa, 717 nucleotides long. Lineage: Eukaryota; Viridiplantae; Streptophyta; Magnoliopsida; Brassicales; Brassicaceae. The record is from the annotation of a GenBank genome assembly.
AAACCCCUUCACUAAUAACAAUCUCCAAAAUCUACAAUAUAGUUCUUUCAUUUUAUGGAGAUGGCUAAAUCAUUUGUACCUCUGAUCGUUGUGUUAUUCGUUUCGUUGCUCCCACUUGCGGCCAUGGCGGUUGGAACACCAUUCCACAUUGAAGGAUGUGUUUACUGCGACACUUGCCGCUUUGGAUUCGAGACAAUUGCCACCAAAUAUAUCCACGGGGCAAGAGUGAGAAUAGUAUGCAAAGACAGAGUGACACUGAAAUCGGAGUUGGUUGGGGUGGCGGUGACGGGACCCAAUGGGAAAUACAAAGUCGCCGUCAGAGGAGACAGACAGGACCAGCAAUGUCUGGCGGAACUUGUUCACAGUCCUCUUUCCCGCUGCCAAGAGGCUGAUCCUGGCAGAAGCACCGCCACCGUGAUCCUCACGCGCUCCAACGGAGCUGCCUCUACUCGCCACUACGCCAACGCCAUGGGUUUCUUCAGGGACGAACCGCUCCGCGGCUGUGCCGCUCUCCGCAAACGCUACCUCGCCGACGGUGAUGUCCGGGCUAUUUGAGUCAUAUCCUUACUCAUCUUAUGUUCUUGGUGAAACAGAACAGAAAAGUUUAUUUAGAGUUUUUAUUUAUUUUCUUUUUAUUAUGUUGUUGAGUCUCUAAAAAUGGUGAUACUAUUUUAGACAUAUCUAAGAAACUAUAUAAAAUAAAGUAUUUGCAAGUUG